AUGUUCUCUCGGAAUUUCCGUGAACAUGGGCCGGUAAAGCUUUCCACAUAUCUCAAAACCUACAAAGUCGGCGAUAUCGUUGACAUCAAAGCCAACGGUGCCGUACAAAAGGGCAUGCCUCACAAAUUCUAUCAUGGCCGUACUGGUAUCGUCUACAACGUCACAAAAUCGGCCGUUGGUGUGAUUGUCCAUAAGAUAGUCGGGAACCGAUAUAUUGAAAAGAGGGUUAACGUGAGGAUCGAACACAUUAAGCAUUCAAAGUGUAGAGAUGACUUUUUGAGGAGAGUGAAGGAGAAUGCAGCAUUAAAAAAGCAAGCCAGAGCGAAUAACGAAAAAGUAAAUCUCAAAAGACAACCGGCCAAGCCUCGUGAGGCACAUUUUGUCUCUACGAAAAAGAACAUCCCCAUUACAGUCACACCCCUUCCGCAUGAUACUGUCUUUUAA
This is a messenger RNA of Paraglomus occultum, 444 nucleotides long. NCBI's taxonomy places the organism in Eukaryota, Fungi, Glomeromycota, Glomeromycetes, Paraglomerales, Paraglomeraceae. The record is from the annotation of a GenBank genome assembly.